GCGCUCGUUAUUGGCACGUCAGAGAAACAGCCGCCGCUGCAAAGGUGACAUUUGGCUUUCUGGUCACCGCAGUUUAAAUAGAAAAGUCAGAAAGCCCUGAAGAGUGGUGCAACAAAUAUCAGCAUGUCUUCUCUCACGAGGACGGCGGGUGUCCUCCGCACCGGCCUGCAGAUCUUCAGGCGUGGACCUCAGCAGAUGACCGUCAGAAAGGCUGGAGGAGGUCCACACAUUGAGCCUCAGUACAGACAGCCACCUCAGACCACCAAGAGCCAGAAGUUUCAAGCUGAGCUGCUCAGUGGUGCCAUGUGGUUCUGGAUCCUCUGGCACACCUGGCAUGACCCGGAUGCCAUACUGGGUCAUUUCCCAUGGCCAGACACCUCUGCGUGGACAGACGAGGAGCUGGGAAUCCCACCUGAUGAUGAAGAGUAGACUCACCCACAACACACCAAUAUGUGCACCAGAUACAUGAUCACAAACCCACACACUUUCUGUAUGAGAAACUGGUUGUUCCUGUUAUGUAUAAGGACUUAUUAUCAAGUCUAAUUGUGAACAGCUGCAUUAUAAAAUAAUGCAAAUAUUCAACCUUGUAAUUGAAGAAAUUAACAUGUCAAUGACUCUUGAACUUUUGUCAAUAGAACAUUGUUUUUGUUUGUCAUUUAACAUCUGGUAAAGGGGAGUGGGAAACAGUGUGAUCUAUAAAACAAUUCCCUUCUUUUAUAUUUACAUUGCAUUGGAGAAAACUAGUCACAUCCAAAACUUUCAAAGAGAACUCUGGGAAAUGUUGACAAGGAAAAGAACACAUUUGAAAACACAGAGACAUUAAGCCUAUACCACAGGUAAAAAUGGAAAAUAAUUGGAGCAUAAUAAAUACUGUACAAUUAAUGCAUCAAAA
Myxocyprinus asiaticus (Chinese sucker) is the source of this 892-nucleotide messenger RNA. It is a transcript of the gene ndufb2, whose product is annotated as NADH:ubiquinone oxidoreductase subunit B2. The coding region runs from base 124 to 429 and encodes 101 amino acids. Gene Ontology annotation, cellular component: mitochondrial inner membrane. The record is from RefSeq and is a predicted model, not a curated record. Lineage: Eukaryota; Metazoa; Chordata; Actinopteri; Cypriniformes; Catostomidae. The transcript has 4 exons.